Messenger RNA from Saccharomyces kudriavzevii IFO 1802, 2598 nucleotides. RefSeq names its product protein kinase FRK1 (gene FRK1). Gene Ontology annotation, cellular component: cell cortex. Bases 1 to 2598 code for a protein of 865 amino acids. The record is from RefSeq and is a predicted model, not a curated record. The transcript has a single exon. Lineage: Eukaryota; Fungi; Ascomycota; Saccharomycetes; Saccharomycetales; Saccharomycetaceae. Gene Ontology annotation, molecular function: ATP binding; protein serine/threonine kinase activity. Gene Ontology annotation, biological process: protein phosphorylation; intracellular signal transduction.
AUGUCGUACACAAAUAAACGCCAUACAUACUACGGGGGGAUAACAAACGAUUCAUCAGGCACAUUUCAAUAUUCCCAAAGAACGAAUGAACAAAGAAGGAAACAUGUGACGUUUGGCCCCUAUAUUCUAGGUUCCACCUUGGGAGAAGGGGAAUUUGGAAAGGUGAAGCUUGGUUGGCCGAAGAACUUUUCAAACAGUUCUGCUACAACUUUUGAAUUCCCAAAACAGGUAGCUGUUAAGCUUAUCAAACGUGAUACCAUAUCAAAUAACUACAAGAAGGAAGUAAAAAUAUACAGAGAGAUAAACGCCUUAAAACAUUUAUCACAUCCAAAUAUUGUAAAAUUAGAGGAAGUACUGCAAAAUUCUAGAUACAUUGGUAUUGUAUUAGAGUAUGCGUGUGGAGGAGAGUUUUAUAAAUAUAUUCAGAAAAAAAGAAGGCUGAAAGAAACCAAUGCAUGCAGACUGUUUUCCCAAUUAGUUAGUGGAGUGUAUUAUAUUCAUUCGAAGGGCCUUGUACAUAGAGAUCUCAAGUUGGAAAAUCUGCUACUGGACAAAAAUGAAAACCUAGUCAUAACAGAUUUUGGGUUUGUAAAUGAGUUUUGCUCGCGUAACGAACUGAUGAAAACAUCAUGCGGCUCUCCCUGUUAUGCAGCACCAGAACUAGUAAUAAGCGCCGAACCAUAUGAAGCGAGAAAAGCCGAUAUAUGGUCAUGUGGUGUUAUACUUUACGCUAUGCUAGCUGGGUAUUUACCGUGGGAUGAUGAUUCCAACAACCCUGAGGGAAGUGACAUAGGAAGACUUUAUAAUUAUAUUAACUCCACCCCAUUGAAGUUUCCUGACUAUAUACUUCCUAUACCUCGAGACUUAUUAAGACGCAUCUUGGUCCCGGACCCAAAGAAAAGAAUGAACUUGAAGCAAAUCAAGAAACACGAAUGGCUGAACUCUCAUUUCUCAUUCUUGUCCAUAACGCCAGACGAAUGGGAUAAGUUGCACAACACGCAGUCUGUAUUCAGAUUGGGGAAACCAAGAACAAGAUAUGGAUCUAGACCACAAUCUAGCUGUUCAACUUCAUCUAUUGGUUCGAGGAAUGAUAAGAGAGAUUCACUAAUUAUCGAUUCCACUUUACUUUCUUUCCCAGCUCCACCUCAAGAGUCACAAGACCAUAUAAUAACUAGACCGGCUUCCAUUGCAUCAGAUCAACGGCUUUCACCUAUAAGGAGAUCUAAUAGGCACAACAGAAGCAAUUCAGCUGCAUCCGUUGCCCUACAGGCAGUAGUGAAUGCGGAUAGGGAAUAUGCGUUAAGCCAUGAACAAUCAUUAUCCUCGGCCCAAAACAUUAGACAAAUUACAGUAGGCAACAUAACUGCUGGUCUUUCACCUCCACAAGUUGUAGCUCCAAGCGAUUUCAUAAUUGAAACCACGCCGAUCAAGAGGAAUACAUUUUCUGGGAGUCAUAUCAUAUCAAAUCAAGAGAAAGAGUCGCUCAGUAAAAUUCAAACGAGCAAGAUCAAACCAAAUAGCAUGAAAGGCUCACAAAACCAUCAAUAUAACAAACCUAAAACACAAAAUAGUCUCAAAUCGACCAAAAAUCUCCACCAGAGUUCUUCCCCAUUCCAUACCAAGCCUCGGCCGACCUCCUAUCACCCUGGGUCAUACACAACGCCUUUCCUCAGUUCGAAUGUGCUCUCUAUAUACGAAAUUAAUGACAAGACUAAGAGCAACGCGUCAUCACAAACACUCAAUCAAAGGGAAACUUCUCCCUUUGACUCCACGCCAUAUCUAGCACCGGAUACAUGCAUAACUUCAUGCUCUUCGAUCGAAAGUUCUCCGAAAUUGAUUACACAGGGUUCGUUUUCUGUAGCAAAACCGUCAGUUGAUCUGCAAAGCGCAUCUGGUGACUUGAUCAAAUAUAAAGGAGAUGCAGAAGUAGCAACAAAAAUUUAUGAUGAAAAAUAUAAACAGAGGCGCAAAAGUUUGAGGUAUAGCGGCAUAUUCAGCGAUAUAUCAUGCGAUACCGUAACAGAGGAGACCGACGAUUUGAAGGUACCUGAGUCUCUUGUUCAACAGCGUGAGGACCGAAAAUUUAUAGAAAAGACAAAGGUCGAGAGUCCGAGCGGCAAGAACAGUAAUGGUAGCCAAAAUGCUCAUGCUCCAGUAAAAAAAAACGCUAUUAUUUCCACAGAAAGGUCACUUAAUGAAACAGAUCCGGUUAAGAAACGAUUCAGCUUUUUUUCCUUAUACUCUUACGAUACUCCCAAGUCCAGUUUAUACUCAUCAAUGGAUUCUAAGAGAAAACCUUCUCCGCCUUCGCAAAGGCGUCCAAAAAAGGACGAAAAUCAUGCAAUUUCAGGGACUUCUUCGACUACAGCCUCGAAUAUAUUAACGUCCCAUGAAUUGCCAAAGGAUCAGUCCAUAUCAAAUACUGACCAAGAUAAGCAAAUUCUAGAGUCUAAGAAAAUAAUCCAAAGUGAGAGAACCUCUGUUAUGGUGUCCGAGGUCAGAAAGGCAAACGCGGAGAAUAAACCACUUCAAUGUCCAGAACAGUCAACUGCGAAAAGAGUAUUAGGAUUCUUCAAAAGAAGAAGUAUGAGAGUCUAA